AUGACCGACAUCGCAUCUGGCUCUGCAUCGAUGCAGCGUGCCGUCUCUUCCGGCUCGUCUCGUUCGCCCAUCAGCGCUGCCUCGUCCCCAUCCAUGGCUGCAUCCGCGCUUGCAUCCGACACAUUCUCGGCCAUGGACGACGUCUCGAUGCCUGCAACGCCUCCCGACGUCGCAGACGUGGGCGCCCUUCACUUUGUCGAUCCCAUCACCGCAUCCGCUGCUGCAUCCAUCAACGCCACCAACCACGUCAAGAAACCCGACUUGUUCCUCUCCGUAACACGCUCGAACCGAUCCAAGCUCGUGCUCUCUCCCACCGACCAGGAACGCUUCUGCCAGCAUAUCCAGGACAGCAAGAAGAAGUUUGCCGACGAUACAUCCUACUUGCCCAAGUCGACCAACAUGGGCCUCAGUGACGUCGAUGCUGCUGCUUUGCUCUCGGUCAAUCCGUUCAAUUUCAAGCGGUCCGACGCUCUCGGCUGGGAGGACGACGACGUUGACGUCGACCACGGACGUGCUCGUGCCAUGUCCAAGCCGGGCAAGACGCUCUUCAUGAACGCCUUCCCAUGCAUCUUCGUUUCGAAUCUCACCAACUCGGUAGCGUUCUAUCAGAAACUCAUUGGCUUCUCGCCCGUUGGCAAACCGGCCACGCAUCAAGCCGUCAUGCGACGCGGACCUGCCGCUCGUCCACCUCGAUCGGCUCAGCAGCAAUACUCGGCAAUCCCCUCGGCGGCUCAAGAAGAGGGUGUGCGCAUCGUGCUACGCUACCUUCCUGCAGAAUGGGGCGAGCUCAAAGGGGAUGGCAACGGACCACCGCAGUUGCUGAUUGUGGUGAGCAACGUUGACGAGCUCUUCCAGGAGAUCGUAGCCAAACAACAGCAAUUCAAGCCGAACGGAAGGGAGUACUUCCCCGAAGUGUUUUUGGGCAAGGGCAGGUUGCUCGGCAAGCCGCAAAACAAGCCGUGGGGCACGAGGGAGUUGCAUGUGCUCGACCCGGAUGCCAACAAGAUCAUUUUCUACCACGAGAUCAACUAG
This is a messenger RNA of Pseudozyma hubeiensis SY62, 1032 nucleotides long. Its product is annotated as glyoxalase. Lineage: Eukaryota; Fungi; Basidiomycota; Ustilaginomycetes; Ustilaginales; Ustilaginaceae. The transcript has a single exon. The record is from RefSeq and is a predicted model, not a curated record. Bases 1 to 1032 code for a protein of 343 amino acids.